AUGUCAUCAAAGGUAUUGCUUACUCGAACAAUACCAUCAGAACCUCAAAAGUUUCUAGAAAGUGCCAAGGAUAUUGAACUUAUCCAAUGGAAGGAGAAAAGUGUAAUUCCACGCGAGAAAUUAUUGGAAAUGGUGAAAGGUGUUGAUGGAAUUUUAUGUAUGUUGACCGAUAAAAUUGACUCUGAAUUGCUCGACGCAGCUGGGCCGAACUUAAAAGUAGUUUCCACACUUUCAGUUGGAUAUGAUCAUGUCGAUUUGAAUGAACUCCGUAAACGUUCGAUUCCAUUAGGAUAUACGCCAGGCGUAUUGACAGACGCCACAGCGGAAAUCACGGUGAUGUUGGUGUUAGCUGCCGCGCGAAGGAUGCGUGAGGGAAUUCGAGCAGUUGAGAAUGGUGAAUGGUGGACACAAUUAACGAAUAAAACGGUUGGAAUUUUUGGGCUGGGCCGUAUAGGCUCUGCCACUGCCUUACGGCUUAAACCAUUUAUUGGAAAUGAAGGCAAGAUAAUUUACUGUAGUCGAACCGAAAAACCUGAAGCGGCUUCCAUAGGAGCGGUAAAAGUCGAUUUUGACGUUCUUUUGCGUGAUUCUGACGUGAUCUGUAUUUGUUCUGCCAUGAACGAGGAGACGAAUGAAAUGUUUAAUUACGAAGUUUUCAAAAAAAUGAAGAAAAAUGUGAUUCUUGUAAACACAGCUCGGGGGAAUAUCAUUCGUCAAAAGGAUCUUUGUCGAGCUUUGUCAGAAGGGAUGUUUGGUUCGGUUGGAUUAGAUGUGUGUACUCCAGAACCGUUGGACCCAAAUGAUCCACUUUUGAAAUUCAAUAAAGUGACAGUUAUCCCACAUCUUGGUAGCGCAACUUUAGAAACGCGUACGUUGAUGGGAAACAUUGCCGUCAAGAAUGUUUUGACCGGAGUUAGGGGAGAACCUUUACCUCAUAGUGUAAAGUAA
Funneliformis mosseae is the source of this 948-nucleotide messenger RNA. The record is from the annotation of a GenBank genome assembly. NCBI's taxonomy places the organism in Eukaryota, Fungi, Glomeromycota, Glomeromycetes, Glomerales, Glomeraceae.